AUGGCUCCUAUGGACCGACAGACUCGAAAUAUUCCUCGCGCGAUGAGUUUUCCUCGUGUUUCGAAAGAGAUGAUAAAGAAUAUCACUCGAAGAGAUGGAUCUUCUACCACUAUCGUUCUUCUCGAUUUAUGCACUGCUUCAAAGCUUGAAGAUCACUUCGCUACCAUCAGAUCAGUCACAAGUCCGGUUGCUGUUCUGGAUCCUAGAUCGACGACGCCACAAGUCAAUGUAGGGGAGGCUACGAAUUUGAGCAGUGGUGCGAUUGCAGGGAUUGUAUUGGGUUCUAUAUUGGGUUUUCUGGUGUUGUUGGUGUUUGGGUAUAUGUGCUGUGCAGAUAGACGAUCUGCGGGCUGGGCUGCGAGGUAUGGUGCAGAUGGAGAUGGGGAUGGGGGUGAAAUGGUCUAUGGAGAUAGGAGAGAUAGUGGAGGAGAACGAGGAAGGGUUUGGAAAAGUGGUGCGAGAGGUGGGGGUGGAGGGGAAUGGGAAAUGAGGUGUGAAUGUGAUGAUGGUGAUGGUGAUGAGAUUAGGCGGCCGGAUAAAGCAGUAGUGAGAGAAAGGAGGAGCGGGAGAGAAAGGACUUAUAGAAGGAUGAGAAGAGAAAGGGAUAAGAAAUGGAACGAUAAUUAUGAUUAUGAUAGGAGAAAUAAAAGUCGCGAAUGGGAAAGAGGAGGGAAUAGAAGGAGGAGAGGGAGGAGGAGGAGGAGGAGGAGGAAUACAUGGGUAGUAGUUGAGAGAAGAGGAAUAUUUAGUUGGGCAAAACCGGUUAGGAAGUCAAGAGGAAGAAGUUUACGGAGGGAAAUGGAAAUGGAAAUGAGUGGGGAGUGGGGAGUGGGGAGUGGGGAGUGUGGGGAAUUUGGAAAGCCGGUGAGGAGCUGGAGGGGAGAGGGGAGGAAUAGGAGGAUGGGAUUCAGUGGUCGUGGGGGAACGUGUAAGGACGGAGGUAGGGAAGGAGGAGAUAAGAGGUUGAGAUUUGAUGUUCGGGAUUGA
Botrytis byssoidea is the source of this 987-nucleotide messenger RNA. RefSeq lists its product as uncharacterized. Lineage: Eukaryota; Fungi; Ascomycota; Leotiomycetes; Helotiales; Sclerotiniaceae. The record is from RefSeq and is a predicted model, not a curated record. Bases 1 to 987 code for a protein of 328 amino acids. The transcript has a single exon.